This is a messenger RNA of Perca fluviatilis (European perch), 2430 nucleotides long. It is a transcript of the gene tmem82, whose product is annotated as transmembrane protein 82. The record is from RefSeq and is a predicted model, not a curated record. Bases 128 to 1162 code for a protein of 344 amino acids. NCBI's taxonomy places the organism in Eukaryota, Metazoa, Chordata, Actinopteri, Perciformes, Percidae. The transcript has 6 exons.
CCUCUACUCCACUGACACUCCCGGUGACCUUUGGUACAGUGCAGAGGCUUCUGCAUGAGCAAAGCUCCACGCUGAGGCAAUAGAAAUAAAAGGAAGAGCUGUAGUUUAAAAGUCAAAAGGUAGUACGAUGUUAUCCUUUAUCACGUCGCUUAUUCCAACUUCCUACUUAAUACCAGAGUGGUUGACUCUCGAUAUAAAUCCACUGGAUAGUUUACUUCAAGGACUGGUGGGUGCAUGUGGGAUCUCUGUGCUAUGCUCCACAAUAAGACUGCACUUAUUUCUAGAAGAAGAGAGUUGUAAUGAUAAAAAUGAUAAAGACACAUUAAGCCAGAGGACACCAAGUCAUCAAAGGAGCACUUACAGUGGACUUUUCGGGAUGCUGCAGUUUUUCUUUGUGACUGGGAUGCUGGCUGUAGUGGGCUCCCGUGUUGCCUCCCUGGUGGUACUAGAGUUUUGUCUUCGUGCUGUCUCUGGAUUGGUUACAGCAGGACCAGAGUCCAGGAAAUGUGUGCAGCAGCUGUUAGUUCAAAGCCAGUUCUCUCUAGGCUGUGCCCUAACCUGCAGUUUGCACUUUCUCCAUGAGGGGGCGGCCCAGCGCUGGCUAUGCCUGCUCCUGGCAGCAGCACCUAGCUGGUUCCUGGCUAGUCAGGCCACACGGCUGCUGCGCCAUGUCAUGGCUCUGUAUAAACUCCACAGCUCACAGCGCUACUGCGGCAUUUGCAUCUGCCUCCUCACAUCAGGCCGCAGUGUGCUGCCUAUGCUGUGCAGGACUAUGAUCAUUACUUUCUCUGUGGCUGUGGUGGCCUCCAUUUCAAUCAUCAAUCAACACUUCCUCUCUGCAACAGAGGCCCUCAGGUUUUGGACACCACUGACUAUCUGCUACACACUGUUGGUUGUGUACAUGCAGGAGGAGCAGCACCGUCUGCCCGGUAGCCAGGCUGUCUUGAACACAGUGGUGGUGCGUCUCGGUGGUUUGAUGAUCCUGAUGCUGACUGUUGGACGUUGGGCUGACGUGCUCCACAUCCUAAUGUGUUUCCUGGGUGAGGCUAGCUGUCUAAUCCCCACUAAGGAUCUGCUGGAUGCGGCAUCCUCACAGGAUGAAGAGGAUUAUACAGACUACGUACGUAGACCACAGGCACAAGAGAAGGAGCAUCAGAGAUAGACACACUCAGAUUUUAAAAUGUAGUGGCACUUCUUUUUAAUGACACUCAUUUGUGUAAGUCCUAUUAGGGCUAAAUCAACAAUGGAUGCUUUAUAACAUCAAAACAGUUAUAUUGCCCAUAUUUGUAAGGUUUCUUUUUUUUUUUUAAUUGGUAAUAUUUCAAUUAUGUAUUUAAUGUUCUUGACUGUAGCAGUACUUUGCUUUAUUGUUUAUUCCCUUUUUAAUGUUUAUUGUUUACUGUAUAUGCACCUUAUACACCUUGCAAGUGCAAACUUCCAUGCCAAUAAAUAUGAGUAUGUUGUUCUAUUUAGAAUAUGUUUUUAUAUUGGAAAUUGAAAAUAUAUGGAAAUUCAAUAUCUUAAAAAAAGGUUAUCCAAAAACCAUUGCCUAUAUAUGUGGAAUAGUAAAAUGAACCACAGUAUAAUCUUCUUGUCCGUUAUUCUCUUAUGAAUCAGAUUUUCUUUGUGAUUUUCAGUUCAUUCAUUAUAACUCAGGUGACAAACUUGCAGUUCUGGAUUUUUUUCUAGGAGUUUGUGUGACAUCUUGGAUGAAUUAAUGCCAGUAACUUGCUAGGAGAAUCAUAGUACCAAAUUUUCUUUGUGGGGCCCCAGAGCCUGGGGGCGUUGUAAGCCUUUCCACAGCUUAGGCUACUGAUAGAUGAGGGUCAAAAUAAGCGAGGUUUACAAUGUGUAGGUUAUGUUGCUAUAAUCAAACCUAGCUGUGAGCAAUCAGCGAUUCUCAUUAUCCCACUAAUUGGUAUGAUUAUAGGAGGUUUAAGAAUGUAUUUUAUUUCCAUUAAUUUGGCAAUGGGAUUAGCUAUUCUCUUUUUACAUUUUAAAGAGCAUGAGAACACAAAAAUGUGUUAUGUAGGCCUACAUUACAUACAUUAUGAACUUCAAAAGGGGGGAAAUUUCAUGAGACUAUUACACACAGCUCGCAUCAACGUUUUACCAUAAAACAAAUAGCUAGCAAAUGGAUUAAAUGGGAGCACUAAACAUGUUGAACAAAAUUGCUCGCAAUUUUCACCGGUAAUGCAGUUCCUGACAGCUGCAAACGUUAAUAAGAAAUACAGACAUAAACUCCAUACCAAACAGCUUAGGCAAUUGGUAAAUUUAAUUUUCAUUUUGUCGGUUAAACUCAAUUUCCACACAACCUAUGGGCCUAAAAAUAUCUGCUUUUGUCUCUCCGGAGGUUGUCUACUUCAAAAGAAAAGGCAAAAUGGCUGACGACAACGUUAGUGCUGUAAUGUCGCACAAAAUGGCGUUAGA